Penicillium olsonii is the source of this 1221-nucleotide messenger RNA. The record is from the annotation of a GenBank genome assembly. Lineage: Eukaryota; Fungi; Ascomycota; Eurotiomycetes; Eurotiales; Aspergillaceae.
AUGGACUAUUCACUGGAAAACCACGCUUCUUAUAUUGGCCGUCCAGUCAGCGAGCUGCCCACACCGGCAUUGGUGCUGAGCAAGCCCGUACUAGAGCACAACACCCGCAUACUUCUCGAGGAUGUGAAGGAAUUGGGAAUUAAGUUCCGGCCCCAUGUGAAGACACUGAAGUGCACCGAAGUCACUCGCAUGAUGCUGGGAAAUACCCAUCGGGGAAUUGUUGCAUCGACUCUCGCUGAAAUCCGGGGCUCUUUGGAGUUGGUGAAAAGUGGAGAACUAGACGAGUGUCUCUACGGUCUCCCGGUCUCCGCCAGCGCUCUCCCAUUCCUAGAAACCCUAACCAAAUCCCUCAAGAUCAUCCUCAUGAUCGACAGCGAGCAACAAAUCGAUCUCCUAGAGUCCUAUCUCACCAAAUCACCCUCCGUAUCCCCCUGGCCCGUCUUCAUCAAAAUAGACGUCGGCUCCAAGCGCGCAGGCCUAGUCACCGACUCACCCUCUCUCCCAAAACUGAUCCACCGCAUUGAAUCCUCCCCCGCAGCCAGCGUCUACGGCUUCUACUGUCACGCCGGCCACUCCUACGCCUGCCGGACCGAAGACGCCGCAGCCGCAGUCCUGCAAUCCGAAAUCGAAGGCGUAGUCCAAGCAUCGAAAUACCUCCUCGACAAAGAUCGAAAGAUCGUCGUCUCCGUCGGCUCAACACCAACAGCACACGUCAUCAAAAGACUCCAAGGCGUUCUCCCGGAAGGCAUGGACCUCGAACUUCACGCAGGGAAUUACCCAACCAACGACCUCCAGCAAGUUGCCACAUCGCUAGUUACGCCGACACAGCAGGCUGUGCGGAUCCUGGCGGACGUGUGUAGCGUUUAUCCCGAGCGGAAUGAAGCGCUGAUUAAUGCGGGCACGGUUGCGCUGGCAAAGGAGACGAGUGAGUUUCCGGGCUUUGGAAUUGUCGCGGAUCGGCCGGGGUGGAGUGUUGUGCGGAUGGCGCAGGAGCAUGGGAUUUUGGGGUUGAAGAGUUCGGAGCAGACGGAGAGGAUUGCUGGGAUUAUGGGGGUGGAGGUGAAUGAGAGUGAGAGGGUGGAGAGUUCGUUUAAGGUUGGGGAUAAGGUGUUGUUGUAUAUUCAGCAUGCUUGUAUUACGGCUGCGAUGCAUUUUGCUUAUUAUGUGGUUGAUGAGGAGGAUAUUGUGCGGGAGACUUGGGUUCCUUGGAAGGGGUGGUGA